This is a messenger RNA of Prunus armeniaca (apricot), 1020 nucleotides long. NCBI's taxonomy places the organism in Eukaryota, Viridiplantae, Streptophyta, Magnoliopsida, Rosales, Rosaceae. The record is from the annotation of a GenBank genome assembly.
AUGGAAGCUGCGAAGCCAUUGUUAAACGCUUUCAGAACAAAAUCAAAGCAGGCCACGCUGCUUUGGCUUGAGGGCUUCAGAGAGGCCUGUUGCCUUCACCGUGUCUUCAUCCUCUGCCACAGGUCGAGAAAGCUUUUGAUACGUACAGGACAGUGUUUUCUAUUGAAUGGCUUCAUUUUCUUAGGAAGUAUAAUUAUCCUUAACUCAGUCAUAGUCCCAGCUCUACACUGGAUAUUACCUGAUAGGUGCCCGGAAUUUAGUUCUCAAGAACUCUGCUCAUUUGGUGGUAUUUUGAAAUUUUAUUCCUUCUUACGUCUUGGGCUCAUACAACUCUUUUAUGUAACUUGGUUCUACCCAUUGUAUGUAUUCAGCAUUAUCCUGAGCAACAUCUGGUACAAUGACAUUGCUAAGUAUGGAUUUGCUGCAAUGGGGAGAUCUGGGCCAACCACAUUGGAUCCUGUCAGACAAAAUGAGGCAUUGGCCUUACAAAUUGGAGCUGGUACGGAAAGACCUACUGGCCUGGGAGGGGUCAUGAUUGGAAUAGGAGAGCAGGUGUACUCAUUACUUCUUUUGAGCUGUUUCUUCCUAGAGGUAUAUGUGACAGGCUUUAUACCGUAUGCAGGGAAGGCACUAAAUUUUCUACUUCUUUCCUGGAUGUAUGCCUAUUACUGUUUUGAGUACAAAUGGAAUUUUUCUGAAGUUCGUCUGGACAAACGGCUGGACUUCUUUGAAUCUAACUGGGCUUUUUUUGCUGGUUUUGGAAGCCCUUGUGUUCUGCCUGUUCUCUUUUUCUCGCCUCUUGUGAGCUAUGGGUUCAUGGCAAUACUCUUUCCAUUGUUUGUUUUGACAGCAACAGGUUCAGAGGCUGAGCAAGUUAUUUCUUCUCAAAGAGCAAAAUGGGAAGUUGCUGGGUUUGGAAGGCUUCCAAUAUUUAAUGCUGCAGAUACUUUAUCGAUGAGGGUUUUGUCUCUGUUUCCCCAGGAAUCCCAGGAGCUGCUUCAGAAAAAGAAAGACAGCUAA